CGAAAUUUGGCUGUCACACAAAUGCAGCAUCUCGACCCGCUUCCUUUACUUCCCGGAAAUACAAAUAUUCAGUUACUAAGAUGGCGACACUGACGGUGAGCCGAGCAGCUUUCGGGGGUUUCAGUUUCGAAAAUUGCAAAAGAAAUGCAGUUUUGGAAAAUGAUGCUAACAAAGUGGGAUGCAGCUUCCCUGCUGCUCGAAAAACAGGAACCACAAUUUGUGGUGUUGUCUUCAAGGAUGGCGUUGUCCUUGGAGCUGACACAAGAGCCACUGAAGGAAUGGUAGUGGCAGACAAGAACUGCUCCAAGAUCCACUACAUCUCCUCAAACAUUUACUGUUGUGGGGCGGGAACAGCUGCAGACACAGAGAUGACCACUCAGCUUAUCUCCUCCAACCUGGAGUUGCACUCCCUCUCCACAGGCAGGCUGCCACGUGUUGCCACCGCCAACCGCAUGCUCAAACAGAUGUUGUUCAGGUACCAGGGCUACAUUGGUGCUGCUCUGGUCCUGGGUGGAGUAGACUGCAAUGGCCCUCACCUUUACAGCAUCUACCCUCAUGGCUCCACUGACAAGUUGCCCUACGUUACCAUGGGUUCUGGGUCCCUAGCUGCCAUGGCAGUGUUUGAGGACCGCUACAAGCCUGACAUGGAGGAGGAGGAGGCCAUGCAGCUUGUGCGUGAUGCCAUUGCUUCAGGCAUCUUUAAUGACUUGGGCUCUGGCAGCAACAUCGACCUGUGUGUCAUCACCAAGACCAAGGUGAACUACAUCAGACCCCAUGAUGAGGCCAACAGUAAAGGAAUCAGAGUCAAUGAGCUUGAGGCCUUGCAGCUAACUGGUGACUACAAGUACAAAAGAGGAACUACAGGUGUGCUAAUGAAGGCUGUAACUCCCCUGGACCUGGAGCUGUUGGAGGAGUCUGUACAGACUAUGGACACCUCCUAAAAUACAAUGAUGUGGCUCAAUGUCCUGAGAAUGCCUGAUAGAACUGGCAUGUUUUUUCCAUUUUUGAAAAAAAACUUUAGUUUAUUCCUGGUGUUGUUCCUGGCCCUGUCUAAAUUUGAGCAAUAAAUAAAAUGGACUCAAAGGAUCCACUUAAAGCUG
Messenger RNA from Archocentrus centrarchus (flier cichlid), 1100 nucleotides. RefSeq names its product proteasome 20S subunit beta 7 (gene psmb7). Gene Ontology annotation, cellular component: proteasome core complex; cytoplasm. Gene Ontology annotation, molecular function: threonine-type endopeptidase activity. The record is from RefSeq and is a predicted model, not a curated record. Bases 81 to 941 code for a protein of 286 amino acids. The transcript has 9 exons. NCBI's taxonomy places the organism in Eukaryota, Metazoa, Chordata, Actinopteri, Cichliformes, Cichlidae.